Molecule: messenger RNA, 2922 nt
Organism: Babesia bovis T2Bo
Lineage: Eukaryota; Apicomplexa; Aconoidasida; Piroplasmida; Babesiidae
Product: AP2 domain family protein
Exons: 1
Coding region: 1181-2902 (573 amino acids)
Biological process (GO): regulation of DNA-templated transcription
Molecular function (GO): DNA-binding transcription factor activity
Source: RefSeq, a predicted model, not a curated record
UCGCAAAUACCGUAGGUAUCAAGUCUAUAUUCUAGGUACCUUUUGCAUAUUUUCAUAUUUGGUUUUAUUGUUUAUUUUGACCUGUUCAUCUUGGCUCAAUAUUGCUCAGAGUGUCUUCUUAAGUCUCAGCUUACACAUUUCGUAUUUUUGUUUCAUGUUUAGUUUUCAGCAUUCAGAAAUAUAUUGACAGGAUGUUCUAUUAUUGUAUAUGGAUGUUUAAGGCUAUUAUGCUCGCAGAAGUGUGAUAAUAGGAGUGUAUAACGUGCCUUGCCGUUAUUCCUAUAGGGUCACAUUCGGAUCAUUCUCGCACUCUGGUGUUCAUCUUUGCGUCAUUUUUAGUGGACAUACUGGCGAAUAAAGACUCAUUAGUGGUUUAUUCAAUGUCCUCUUCGAUUUAAAAGACAGCCGUAUUCCUUACAGUUACAUGCGGAUAUUUUGUCUAUUGUUAUGUACCAUAGUCAACUGAUUCUUCUGCUAUUUAGUUUGCAUUGGACAUCAUUUUUAUUCACCUUGUAUGAAUACAAUCGCUUGACUCCUUGUUUAAAAAUAUUUUUAUUUUUCCCGUGAUAGCUGGAUACUUGAAUAUUGUUUUAAAGUAUCCAACUUUAUUCUCUGCACUUGGAAAUAUUUUUUAACAAGGACAACUAUCUUCGUCAACUUAUAUCCCCAAUUUUUCGGUGGUUAUUAAUCAUAUUGUAAGGACUUGUUUAGUUGAAGAUUAAUACAGAAGGUUCGAGAAUUUGUGUUACCAGUUAUAACAUCCACUGUGAUAUUAUUUAUCAUAUAAUUUCGGUGAUAAUAUUCAAAUAAUUCACCGGAUUAUAAAUUUUCUGGAUCGCAGUUUAUGUUGUUGUUGGCAUCAUUUUCCCAGGAUUGUCUUACUAUCUCAUGUACAAUAUUUUAUUAAGUGUUUGUCACUGAUUCUUUCUUUAGUCUGCAAUAAACAUCCAGCGCCAUACACCUUCGCUGAGAUUGUAGACGAAAUUAGAGGGUUGUUGUUCCUUAAAUCAAAGGGAAUAUACUAUCUAUGGUAUCCAAAUCAAUCGCUGCUACCACUGAAGGCAUUUACUGAUGCUGGCUUGGUUUGCUGUUUGUUAAUUGCCAUUAUUGGAUUUAUUUGAAUAUAUGAGUAUCGCAUUUGGCUUAUAUUCUGGUAAAGUAUAUCAGCUCCGAUUCAGUUAUGUCGUCAAAUGUGACUGUUAAUCUUUCCUACAUGACCUAUGGCGACCGUACUACUUCCUUACCGCUUGAUGAAUUUCGUGAUGUGGACGGUUCUCAGUGCGUCAGUGGACGUCAGAGUUCGUCCAUGGACUCCUUCACUGAUUGUGGUACUCGCCGUUCAUCGUUGACUGAUGGUUACAUUGGUUAUGACGUUGGCUGUGCUGAUCAGACACCUUUCACGGAGACAUCUCGAUUCAAGUUAUAUGACGAAUGUUUCGUUGAUGCUGAGACUGUCGACACAUCAGGUGAUACUACCUAUAUACCCGACACUGAAUUUCCCACUGACGGCUUUGAGUUGUAUGGUUAUCAGGGUGGUACAGUUCCAAGUGGUUUCUUACGUGGAACGCCUGAUCAAACUCUUGACGAUGGAAAUGCAGACCAGGGUCGUCCGGUUAUCCGCCUGAAGAGUACCGCGGAUUCACAUGUUCGUGUAGACAAUGUAGCACCUCAUGGAUCAUACACUUCUAUCGGCAAGCAGGUUGUGCAUCCAACCAAUUACCACGAACCGACACCUAGUUUAGAUGAGUAUAUGCGAUCAUCAAGUCAGCUGUAUCAACCGGUUGAUCGAGGUUACAGAGAUGACAGCAGUUGUGGCACGGCGUAUGUAUCUAACAAUUCAACACUGGCUACUCCUUCUCUCAAUUUGGCGCUCGAUAAUGCAAGCGCCCGUUCUUUAAAUAUAUCGCCUAUUGUACCCAUUGCGCAUCAUGUUGAGGCGUAUUCAGAGGACUCUGACACAUUUUUAACACCUCGUAUGUCAGGUGCUUCUGGUUAUUACAAGCGUUUUUGUCCUCCGUCUAAUUACUGUGUUUACGUUGGUUCAGAGACGAAUCGUUCGAAUUGUGGUUGCAAUUUAUCUAGGCCUCUAGGUGGUAAUUGUCAUUUGUCUGGUUGCCCCGUGAUAACUUCUGACAUGGAGCCUUCUACUGAGAGUUUCCCAGUAUCAGGUUCAUCGCAAUUACAGAACCUUGUUCGUCGAUUGCACACUGUGGUGGAUCGUUUGAAGAACGGUUCAUCGCCUAAGGACGAGCGGGUACCUUGUCUACCUAUUCAGCAACCUUUAUAUUGGCACACUGACGUUCGUUCUGUUGCAGUUAAUGGUUACAAUGCCGUCAACACAGUUCCUAGUGCAUCGUAUGAGACAAUUGCUGGCGCCAGUUUUGAGUACUCCAAGCGCCACUGCUCGGUAUUACCAGAUUACAACACUAAUCGUGAGAUGCACCCGGCUCCUGAGUACUAUGUUCAGACUAGUUAUGAGGACUCACCUUAUGACAACAGUUUAACUGCCGAGAUUGACAAUUCUCUAAUGCAGCGUAAGAACGUUGUUGCAUCUAAGAGUGACAUUGGUCGUGAAGUUGAGGUUCAAUCUCGCAAUGAGUUAGGUCGUUUCGUUCCAACGUUGACGGCAUCUCCAAUUUCGAGUCAUGAGUGCCGCACUCAGUAUACCACUCCGAAGGCCAGUAAGAAGAAGAAUGCAGCGGGUUCUACUCUAACGGGUGAGAAGGUCAGUGGUGUAUGGUAUGAUGCGAAUCGCCACUUAUGGCGUGUUGUGUAUAUGAAGGGUAACAAACGUAAGACCCAGGGCUUCAGUUCCAUUAAGCUUGGUUAUGAGGAGGCUCGUAGAAAGGCUAUUGAGUUACGUCACGAAAUGAUGGCACUCCGUCGUAGCGAUAAGGUAUAACUAUCACAGUUGCUAAUUUA